AUGUACCAGGAGCCCCCUUAUACCCAAAUAGACUGGCAUGCCGAGGCCGAAGGUCUUCAUGAAGCACUUGAACGCAUUGGUCAGGAAAGAGACCAGGCACUGCGCCAAAGAGAUGCAGAGGCCUCUAGAGCAGACGGGUUGCAGCAGUGCCUGAGUGCAAUGACACAAGCACUGGCCUCAGGUAAUGUCUCGCCCGCUGUCCCUCCCACGGAGGCUCCAGCUGGUGGUGCAUCUGCAUCCGCACCUGCCCCACAAUCUCAACAGCUUCCUCCGCUGCCCGAGUUAUCCGAAGGCAUGGACUCAAUCUCCUUGCUCGAUUACGCCAACCCAUUUACGCGCCUUACCUUUGAUGACUACAAAGCGGUGGAGGACUCGUGGACCAAGGCCAGUUGGGAGAAAGCCGAGAGCGUGCACAGGGAGAAAGCCGCGCUGCUUCACGACCCCAAGAUGAACAAGCAGGGCCGUGCACGACAGCUAAGUGGCAUCAACGUCAAUGAGUUAUUCCUGAUGAACAAGAUGGGAGAGCCGAUCAAUGGGUUACAGCAGAAGGAGACUCACGAGGCAAUCCAGGGCAUCUUUGAGCUCUUGCUCGGUGAGGUAAAGACAGAGGGCUGUUGGAAUUCAGUGGACGAGGAGUGGGAGAAAACGCUAGCAAACGCGUAG
Molecule: messenger RNA, 663 nt
Organism: Coniophora puteana RWD-64-598 SS2
Lineage: Eukaryota; Fungi; Basidiomycota; Agaricomycetes; Boletales; Coniophoraceae
Exons: 2
Coding region: 1-663 (220 amino acids)
Source: RefSeq, a predicted model, not a curated record